GCGCGGUGAGGCUGCGCGGCGACGGAACACGACCACCGUCGUUAUUAGGUGGGGGGGGGGCGUGGAAAAUCCCGCCUUGCACCGAACAACCGAUAGCCGUUUCCACAUGGAUUUACUCAUUAAUUGAUCAGCUCUCUCGAUCGCCUUUUUGUUUUUCAUGCGAUUCAUUCAAGCGGAGAAACGGACACUUCGCCUCCAGUCGGGGGGUUAGCGCGGAAUAUGAGCGGUGCACAUCGAGGACCCGCGAUGCUGUCUUUAGGCGCACGAGCGGGAGCUUAGCGCUUCACCUGCGCCCCAAAAUCCCCCCCCCCCUCCCCCCACCCCGAGCUUUAGCUGUCACUGCCAAAGAGAAAAACAGGACAAAAGAACCAAAAAAAAAAAAAGAAUUGAGACAAGAUCACACUAUCAAGAAACCCCCCACCAAAAAAAAAACUCCUUUUUUUCUGUCCAAAGCAGAAGAUCGGAGGGAGAACUAAAGCCGAGCGGAGAGGACAAUAAGGAGCAAAAAAAGGGGUCUCAGGUCGACGGAGGACCAUGUUUGUCCCCCUGCCGGUGCCCUUCGUCUUUCAGAGAACUGCAUCCGACUUCAGCGCCUGGAGACUCAAGUCGUCGCUGGCUCCGCGGUCCAGCCCCGAUAUCAGGAUGUCCAAAGCAGAGGAGGAGAAAGCUGGGCCGGACUAUCCCGGUGAUGGCUCAGACUCAGACAGAAACAGUCCAGACGAGCAGUUUCAGCCGAUGGAAAGCAGCCCGUUCAGCCUCUUGCCCACACCAACCAGCAAGGUGAAGGCGGAAGAGAGUUGUGAAAUGACCCGCAGCACCGUGCCGCCAUCUUCUCAGCAGCAGCAGCAGGCACAAGCGCAGGCGCAGCACCACCACACGCAGCUGAUGCUGGCCGGCAGUCAGCUGGCGGGGCUGGCCGCACUCCUGCCGGCCCAGCAGCAGCUGCUCCUGCAGCAGGCCCAAGCUCAGCUUCUGGCCGCUGCUGUCCAGCAGACCAACGCCGCUCACGCUGCCGCCCAACAGCACCACCAACACCACCAACAACAACAACAGCAGCAGCAGCAGCAGAGCCAAACAUCUCAGCAGCAGCAAGCCGUCAAACAGGAAAUGACUGUCCAAGCUCCUCCUCCACCGCCUCAGCUGGCCCUCUCCCAGCCAAUUCAGCUCACGGCGCAGGACAUCCAGCAGCUGCUCCAACUCCAGCAGCUUGUUCUCAUGCCAGGGCACCCGCUUCAGUCCCCGGCCCAGUUCCUCCUGUCGCAGCCACCUUCCCAGACUCAGCAACAGCAGCAACAAGCUUUGCUCUCCACACCAAAUCUUAUCCAGCUACCUCAGCAAGGCACGGCGGGGCUGUUGACGACCACGCCCCGUCUGGGCCUCCAAUCGCAGAGGGAGAAGAGCAGCGAUGCUAGUGGAAGCAUCACCGCCCCGACCGCGUCCACGGGCGUCGGCGGCAUGACCGCAGGUGCGGCCUUAACUGCAGUGGGGUCCUCAUCGGGCUCCGGUGGCGCCAUGGCGUCCUCCCUGAACUCAGCCUUGACGGCCGGGGGCCACGUUGGCCACCUGGGAGAGGAGCCCAGCGACCUGGAGGAGCUGGAGCAAUUUGCUCGCACGUUCAAGCAGCGCCGUAUUAAACUGGGAUUCACACAGGGCGACGUGGGCGUCGCCAUGGGCAAACUGUAUGGCAACGACUUCAGCCAGACCACCAUCUCGCGUUUUGAGGCCCUCAACCUGAGCUUCAAGAACAUGUGCAAGCUCAAGCCUCUGCUCGAGAAGUGGCUCGGGGAUGCAGAGACCAUGGCAGUGGACAGCAUGCUGCCCAGCCCUUCUUCCAUCUCCUCCCCACUUCUGGGCUUGGAGGGUCUAGCAGGCCGACGCCGGAAGAAGCGCACCAGCAUCGAGACCAAUGUGCGCGUCGCACUCGAGCGCAACUUCAGCGCGAACCAGAAGCCUACCUCGGAGGAGAUCCUGCUGAUGGCCGAGCAGCUCAACAUGGAGAAGGAGGUGAUCCGCGUGUGGUUCUGCAACCGGCGGCAGAAGGAGAAGCGUAUUAACCCCAGCAGCAGCAGCACACCGCCGCUGCCCGGCCAGACCUCACCCGCUGUCACGCACAAAGCCCCCUGCUGUAGCCCGCACAUGCAGAUAUCCACUCCAGGCGUGUCUCAGGGCAGCAGCAGCCUUAGCACAACAGCUGCCACUUUGUCACCAUCGCCCGUGAGCUCCGUGGCAGCAGGUUCUACUUCCUCUUCUUUGACUCCACCCCCUCAUAGCACAGCCAGCCCCGCCCCUCCGGGUCUAGGGGCUCACGGCCUCAAUACUGGGAACACGAUGAUGGGAGUAAGCACAGGGAUGAACCAGGCGCUCAUGGGCAGCAAUCCGCUGGCUACCAUGCAAGCACUGGCAGCAAGCGGUGGACAGCUGUCAAUCAUGGAGGCAGGUGCGGGUCACAUGAUUCUGAGCGGCGGCCCCGGUGGGGUACCCGCCUCAAUGCGCCCCUCGCUCUUCCUCAACCGCCCGACCCUCCUGCCCAUGGCAACGUGCUCUCUCUCCAUGGCAACGGCAUCCCCACCCACCAUGGGGCUGGUGAGCGGCCCAGUGGGGGGAGCCCCCCGGCUCGCCUUCGCCCAGUCGCCGCCGGCCAGCGCGGCCCACCUCCUGGGCCCGCCUUCGUGCCCCGAUGACUCACCCUGCUCCAGCCCCGCCUCGUUCUGUUCCUUCAGCGAAGCCUCGCCUCCACCCCUGGGCGGGGCUAUGGCUGAGUGACAACCUAUCAGAGUAAAGGGGGCGGGGACAGCAAGCUUUAAAAGUGUCGCUUUUCAACCAAAGCCAUCUCUCGACCUCGCCAACGUCCUCCCAAACCCCCAAAAUGUACACAGAGGACGAAGAGGGAUGGCGAGGUGGCAGAGAACAGGAAGAGGCGACUCGAAGCCAAAAAAAAAAAACACACAUGGAGCUGAGGAGUGUCAGGAAAUAGACCAAGUGCAUGAUGGGAUGGCAACAACACCAAAAACCAAAAUCUGCAAAUACCAAAAACUCAAAACCAAAUAGAAAAAGACAAACAAAAAAAAAGUAACGGAGAGAAAAGCUUUAGACGUUUGCAUUCCGAUCCACCCUGGAUCGCGUUUCCGAUACAUCCCGACUCCAUUUUCACGCAUUCCCAUUUCAUUACUCAGGAUGAUUUGAAUUGAUUUCACUGACUCCUCGCUCGUCGUGACACGUAGCGUGACGUUUACAUGCCGAACGGUCUACCUCGCCAACGCACCGCUUGUUUUCACCACCAGGAACAGCAGACGGGUGGGGUUUAGCACCCGGUUCGCUUUAAAUGCAAACAACACUCCCACGAUUGCCACUAAACUGCACGCGUGAUGGAACGCUAAAUGUGGGAAUUAUUCCAAAUGAUUCUGGAUGGAUAACGUUUAAAGCUAGCCCUAAACCGAUGGAUACGCAGGCAGGAUGCAAACUGCCGUUGACAAGGACACAACAACAAAUCAACCAAUUACAUCAAAACUUUAUGGAUGUGACUGGACCUGGUCCAGGAUGGAACAGAUUUUGAAAUUCCUGCCUUGGAUUUUUCACUGAAGCAUUCCAGUUUACAAACAAAGCAACAACGACAACAACAACAAAAAAACACAACAUAACCUGCCCCAGUACGAUGCAUUUAUUGAACUCCCAACUGCUGUCGUCAGCUUGCCUUAUUUACAGAAGACACAAGUCUUGCAUUUGAUUUUGAA
Messenger RNA from Hippocampus zosterae (dwarf seahorse), 3731 nucleotides. Its product is annotated as POU domain, class 2, transcription factor 2-like. The transcript is spliced from 16 exons. Gene Ontology annotation, cellular component: nucleus. Gene Ontology annotation, biological process: regulation of transcription by RNA polymerase II. Lineage: Eukaryota; Metazoa; Chordata; Actinopteri; Syngnathiformes; Syngnathidae. The coding region runs from base 535 to 2763 and encodes 742 amino acids. The record is from RefSeq and is a predicted model, not a curated record. Gene Ontology annotation, molecular function: RNA polymerase II cis-regulatory region sequence-specific DNA binding; DNA-binding transcription factor activity, RNA polymerase II-specific.